Molecule: messenger RNA, 858 nt
Organism: Chrysoperla carnea
Lineage: Eukaryota; Metazoa; Arthropoda; Insecta; Neuroptera; Chrysopidae
Product: protein takeout-like
Exons: 4
Coding region: 67-816 (249 amino acids)
Source: RefSeq, a predicted model, not a curated record
AUCUUAUACCGACAUAUCAGAAACAAUUUCGACUUGAAUAGUAGUAAUAAAGAAAAUUAAGCAACAAUGAAUCUAAUUCAAAUAGUUUUAUUAAUUGUAUCAUGUUAUACCAGCUUGAAUCAAGCGGCUUCAUUACCUGAAUUUAUUACACCAUGCAAAGGAACCGAUCCGAAUUUGAAUGAAUGUGCCUACAAAGAGGCUAACAAAGCUAUACCGGAUUUACUUAAAGGCUAUCCUGCGCUAAAUAUUCCUGUUUUAUCACCGUUACAAAUUCAGCAAAUUAAAGUUUCAAAUGGCGGGUUCAAUAUUGUAAUUGAUGAUGCAGUUGUUCGUGGGCUAGACGAAACUAAAGCUUCAAAUUUUAACAUUGAUCUAAAAACACAUCAUGUAAAAUUAAGAGUAACUAUCCCAAAUUUAAAUAUUCAAGGUGAAUAUGAGAUGUCUGGACAAUUACUUGUUUUACCAUUAAAAGGCAAAGGGCCAUGUAAUAUUACAGUUGUGAAUGGUGAUUACGAUAUCGACAUUUUAUACUCAUUAUACGAUCAAGGUGGUGUUGUAUUUUCAAAAUUGGAAAAAGUUGAUGUAGAAUUAGACAUCAAAGGUGCAAGCGUUUAUUUUGCCAAUUUAUUAAACAGUAGUAAACAAAUUUCUGAUGAUAUAAAUGGAGUGUUAAACAAAGAAUGGAAACAAGUUAUAAAGGAUUUAACGCCAGCUAUUAAAGAUGCGGUUGCAUUAAUUGUUAUUCAAGUUGUUAAUGGUAUUGUUGAUAAAAUUCCGUAUGCAGAAAUUUGGGGUGGUGCGGUUCCAUCCAAUUGAUGUUUUAAUUUAGUAUUUAAUUUAUAAGCUAAUUUUAAGUUA